GCCGAUAAGAGGCGGCGCCCGCAGCGGCGCAGCGAGCGGGGCUCGUGUGAUGAGCGGGGCGGAGGUGGGGUUGCCCAGGCGUCUCUCGCUGCCUUGAAAGGCCGGGUCCCGCUGACCCAGCCGCUCUCUUUCCCCACACCCCGCCAGAGGAGCCUCGCUCGCGUCCCAGCAUGGCGGACGGGCGCUACGGCCCUCGGCUGAGGGCGCUCCUGGCCGCCUGGGUGGCGGCGGCGACGGCGGCGGCGGGCCCCGAGCAGGCCGCGCUGCCGGCGGAGCAGAGCCGCGUCCAGCCCAUGACCGCCUCCAACUGGACGCUGGUGAUGGAGGGCGAGUGGAUGCUGAAAUUUUAUGCACCGUGGUGUCCGUCCUGCCAGCAGACUGAUUCAGAAUGGGAAACUUUUGCAAAGAAUGGUGACAUACUUCAGAUCAGCGUGGGGAAGGUAGAUGUCAUUCAAGAACCAGGAUUGAGUGGCCGCUUCUUUGUCACUACUCUCCCAGCAUUUUUUCAUGCAAAGGAUGGGAUAUUCCGCCGUUACCGUGGCCCAGGAAUCUUCGAAGACCUGCAGAAUUAUAUCUUAGAGAAGAAAUGGCAAUCUGUUGAACCUCUGACUGGCUGGAAAUCCCCGGCUUCUCUAACGAUGUCUGGAAUGGCUGGUCUUUUUAGCAUCUCUGGCAAGAUAUGGCAUCUUCACAACUAUUUCACAGUGACUCUUGGAAUUCCUGCUUGGUGUUCUUAUGUCUUUUUCAUCAUAGCCACCUUGGUUUUUGGCCUUUUCAUGGGUCUGGUCUUGGUGAUAAUAUCAGAAUGUUUCUAUGCGCCACUUCCAAGACAUUUAUCUGAUCGUUCUGAGCAGAAACUGAGAUCAGAGGAGGCUCAUAGGGCUGAGCAAUUGCAGGAUGCAGAGGAGGAAAAAGAUGAUUCAAAUGAAGAAGAAAACAAGGACAGCCUCGUAGAUGAUGAAGAAGAGAAAGAAGACCUUGGGGAUGAGGAUGAAGUGGAGGAAGAAGAGGAGGAAGACAACCUGGUUGCUGGCGUGGAUGAGGAGAGGAGUGAGGUCAAUGACCAGGGACCCCCGAGAGAGGACAGUGCAGUCCAUGAGGAAGUAGAACCUGAGGAGACUGAAGAAGACACCUCUGAGCAGCCCUGUUCAGCUGACACGGAGGUGGUGGAAGACUCCUUGAGGCAGCGCAAAAGUGUGCCUGCUGAUAAGGGGCCGUAGGUUUAAUGACAUUGUUCCCAAGAAUACUGACCAAAAGAAUAUGUCACCUUCCCUCUGGUCUGCAGUUUAAUCCAAACACUUAAUUUUUCCUGAAUGAACAAGCUUCUCUCUUAAAAGAUGAUCUCUAGUCAUGUGGUCUUAUGUGUACUAAGGAGAAUCUUUCAGGUAUGACAAUCAGGAUAUAGAAGAACUGGGAUGGGAACAAGUUCAUUGACUUAGGGCUAGAGAGUCUUGACCAGAGGAAGCAACCCCUAGCCCUCAUUAGCACCUUCCAGAGAUAAGGCUGCAGGCCCCAUAAAAUGAAAGCAAAGCAGCCUUGACUCCUGUGUGUCCUAAAAGUGUAGUAAAAGUCUUGCUUCCUUUUCUUAGGUUAAGUAUUUAUUUUGUCAAAUUACAAGAAAUAUCAGGCACCACAGUGCAUGGACACAUUUUUAGAGAUAGAAAUUGAGAGGACCCUGGACAUAUAAAAGAACUCAGAAGUCACUCCAACCCUCUCCUUUGUUAUGUUUUCUUUAUUACGUUUAGUUUUUCCAUUUUUUCCACCAUGGCCUUGUAGGCUCCUUGAACUCUUCACAAUUAUUCCUUGGUGAGAGGACUUGGAUGGAAGCCAGCUUUAUAUCAACCGUGUUUAUUUUGUUUAUUCUGACUUAAGGGUUUAGAUAAUCAGUGCCCACAAUCCAUGAAGCCGUGACUGCCAAACAUCUUGAAUGAGAGAUUCAAAGGAAGUAGGGAUUUUACAGGACAGAUUUUUUUGGCCAAAAUGUGGAUUUUUUUUUUUUAGUUUCUUUAGCAAUACUCUUUUGAAGCCAGAAGUCCGCUAAGUCUUGCCCAGUACAAGGUAGUCUUGUGAAGAAAACUUGAAUACUGUGUUGUUUUGUUUCCAUCUCAAGGGGUUCUCUGGCUCUUGAACUACUUUAAUAAUAACUGAAAAACCAUUUCUGGUUUUCCUUCAGUGAUGUGCUUUUGAUGAAAGAAUUAAUGAAAGUCAAUAUCUGGAAAUGAAAGAUUUGAUUUUGUUUCCAUCUUCUGUAAUUUUUUAAAGAAUUAUAUCUUUGUAAAUCUCUCAAUACUCAAUCUACUAUAAGUACCCAGGGAGCCCAAUUUCUUUUAAAAAAUCCAUCCAUCUACUUCUCUCUUACCUGAUUUAUGUCUUAGAAUAAAUUCAUGAAAUUAGAUUCCAAGCAUAUGAAUGAUGCCUAAAGUUGAUUCUGUGCCCCCUGGGUCCAGUCAGAAUAAUAAGGGGUACAGGCUUAUGAAA
This is a messenger RNA of Carlito syrichta (Philippine tarsier), 2478 nucleotides long. RefSeq names its product thioredoxin related transmembrane protein 4 (gene TMX4). Lineage: Eukaryota; Metazoa; Chordata; Mammalia; Primates; Tarsiidae. The record is from RefSeq and is a predicted model, not a curated record. The transcript is spliced from 8 exons. The coding region runs from base 171 to 1220 and encodes 349 amino acids.